Bursaphelenchus xylophilus (pine wood nematode) is the source of this 3683-nucleotide messenger RNA. The record is from the annotation of a GenBank genome assembly. Lineage: Eukaryota; Metazoa; Nematoda; Chromadorea; Rhabditida; Aphelenchoididae.
AUGUCUCGCGAGCCCUUCUUUCCGAUGGAACCCAAGCAAAGUGGCUCGGGAUCGACGGAUCUCUGCAAAAUCUGUGGCCAUCUGGCCGCCGGCUUCCAUUACCAGUGCCUGUCCUGUCUCCGAUGCAAAACUUUCUUCCGACGGUAAGAUUUUUGAACCAAAAAAUAAGGUUUAUAUUUGCUGAUUAUUAAUUUGUUUAUUAAAACCGGCCAAAAAGUAGGUAAACCCACGUGAUUUUAGGUGAAAACGUGUGUUUGAAAGGUCAAAAAUAACAAUAAAUAGUAAGUAGAACCUUUAAAAGUAAUAUUAAUUUAGUCUAAACAGCGUCAAUAUGAAUGAAUGUUCUGUGGUGCUGACGUUUCGUUUUCGGAAAUUGACCUUGUAUUUUGUGAUUAUGGUCCGAAAAUAUCUAUAGAUUCGUUCAAUUGGACUUUCAAUAUGAAAAUAUAGAGUAACAAGGUGAAGUCAGAAAAUUUGAGAUUGAAAAUCGAGGAUUAUUAAAAGGAUCAUAACGAUAACCCGCGUCGUACAGUCCCGACAAUUUUAUCGCUGGCGUCGCGUGCGAGAAUUGGAAUGCGGUCGCGUAAAAGUGCAUGUCGCUUGGGUAAAACCGGGAAAUCGCCUGGUGGCCGCGAAGAUUUGAGAAAAAUGCACUAUGCAAAAAUGUCGGGACUUUAUGGCGAGAGUAGUGUACUCCAAAAAAGCAUGUUCAAAAUUUUUCGAAAAUUCUAAGCGGAAACACAGUAUUCGGGCUUACUGCAGUAUGCCCGAAGUGCAGAGUACAGUAUUCCUAAAAAAUAAGUCUUUUUCAAACGAAAUCCGGAAAGAAAUGGUCAAUCAGUCUAUCUCUGGCCAUCCCUCUUCGUCUUCCAUACUCUCUCGACAAAAAUGUCUGUUGAGUUUCUCGACGGUUCCUGUAAUUCGUGAGAUUUUAAGAGUUUGAUUAGUAGCAUAGUGAAAGUAUACAAACCAAAUUUGAGUACAAUCUGACGGCCACAGUUUCAAAAAUUACCUUUUGAAUGUAUAGCACAACACAUCAACUAAUUUACUAAAAAUUUGUUAGGUUUGUAUUUAAUUUGCGUCUAGAUUUGCCAAAAUGGUAGACUAAUUUGUAAUAAAAUUUAUACUAAAUUUAGUUUCAACCCUUUUCAGAGCUGUUUUACAACGCCAAUCCACCAAAUGUGAGAAUCACAAUCGCUGCAAUUCUCCAUCUGCUCCAAAGUUAUGUCGAGCUUGUCGGUACAAGAAAUGCCUGGAAAUGGGAAUGUCCAUCAAAUCGCUUCAGCCCAAAAGAGAUAUCAUUGGAGUUCGAAUCGUCGAAAAGAAACCCAAAAUAAAACCUAAUUGUAAUCAAGAACUGGUCAAAUUCAUAGUUGAUCUAACUCGGACUGACGAAAAAAUCCGGAAAAAGAAAUUCGAAGUGAUCAGAGUCAAGGAAGAGGCACAAAAAUUAUCCGCGACAGUAAAUCGAAGGGAAUACAAGACCUGCGAGAAAGUGAAUGGGAAAUAUUUAUCGCUGAUGGCCAAGGCGGAUGUGGCCAUUGUCACUCAAAUCGAGACAAUCAGCAUGCUGGAAUGGACCAACACCUUGACAGAGUUCCAGAACUUGCCAUUGGAUGAUCGAAUGAUUCUGUUGAAACGGUGAGGGCUUUGAUUUUGGGACAAAAGCUAUAUUACACUGCCUGUAACAAAGGUGACAAAAAGAAAAAUCCCUGAUUUGUAACAAAUUUUGCAUGGAUACCCUUUAUAGAAUACAAAAAUAAUCAAUGCCUAAAAAUUUUAGUUCAGCCUCAUCAGAAAGAGCCGAGAUAUAAAAAUUAUUUCGAGAGACUAUGGAAAAUGAUUAGAGACGGUGAGAGAAAAAAGUGUUUUUAGCGGUUUCUCUCUGGGAUUCGCUCGUAAAGGGUCUCAAUUCUUAUAAAAACACAUUAUUUUACCCGGUACUAUCAAAUUUUAAAAUUAAAAAUCGAACCCGGAUUUUUGGUACCCGUCGAUUUUCGAUCUUAAAUGUCGCGUUCCAGCUUCUCUGUGCAUCAUCUCCUGAUCGAACACGGGUAUUAUACGGCCUGCUCUGGCCUCCGCGACAUUUGGUUGAUCUCAAAUGGGAGUUAUAUGCCCAAAACUAUCAACGAAAUGCCCGACGAGCUUAAGGUAAAGGCUAAACGUCCUAAUGCAAUAUUCCUUACAGAAAAAUCUUCCAGAAGCCCGAGUAUGGCGUCAGGAAAAGUUAUAUACUCGAAUGACCAACAGAUGCAUCGAUGAAGUGGCCAAUCCCUUCGAGAAAUUGAAGUUAAUGCCUCAGGAAUUGAUCACCUUAAAAGUGAUCAUGCUUUUUAGUUGUGGAAAUCAGUCUCAGUCAGGUAAAUUGCGAUGACUUUGUGCUGUAUCGUGUAAUUUCAGAGGCAAACCAACUGCCAAUUAGCGAGACAAGUCGUCAGAGUUUGCAUCAGAUCCGAGAUAAAGUCAUUAAAGCCAUGUUUGAGUACUAUAAGUAUAUUAAUUACAAAAACUAUGAAGGUAAGGCUAUUUUGAUGCGAAGGGAGACUGAAUAUGAACUGACUGAAUAUGAAGGACCGAAUAUGAAGGACUGAAUAUGAACUGACUGAAUAUGAACUGGGGUGCUGACUGAAUAUGAAGGACCGAAUAUGAACUGACUGAAUAUGAACUGGGGUGCUGACUGAAUAUGAAGGACCGAAUAUGAACUGACUGAAUAUGAAAACCGGGUUUCUGUUACUGUUACUACCUAGGGGGGCUAAGGUAGUACAGCCCCCCAGUCCAGUUUAGCCCCCCAUAACCCAGUACAACCCCCCUCGUCCAUUCUGAACCCCAAAAUUUAUUUCAAAGAAUUAAUCCAAGUUGUAUGGUCCAGCACAAGCCCCCAACGUUUUAGAUCAAGCCGCUUACGUUGUAGAUCAAGCCCCCUUCGUUUUAGAAAAAGCCCCCUACGUUUUAGGUCAAGCCCCCUACGUUUUAGAUCAAACCCCCACUUACAUUUUUUGUAUUAUUCUAAUUUGUUCAUUAUGUGGGGUGUGAAACGGGUAAAAACAGUGGGGGUUUGAACUACCUUUCGUGGGGGGCUCAACUACCGAAGCCCCUACCUAGGUCCCGAUUAAGGACUCUUUUUGAAAUUUUUUCGACUUAUAACACCUUUACACGUUAAUGGUGUUGUUUUGGUGCCUAGUGGAGCCCAAAAACACAUUUUUAACACUUGGUACUAUAUAGUACCAAUUGGUACCAUUUAGUACGAGGCGAAAAUUUGGGCGUAAGGCGGUAAUGGUGUUGGUUUGGUGUUUAGUACAGCCCAAAAACACAUUUAUCGCACUUGGUACUAUAUAGUCCUUGAAAUAGUCCAAAUUUGCCAAAUUUCAUAUUCAGUCAGCACCACAGUUCAUAUUCAGUCAGUUCAUUUUCAGUCAGUUCAUAUUCAGUCCUUUUCAUAUUCAGUCCUUCAUAUUCAGUCAGUUCAUAUUCAGUCAGGCACCCAUUUUGAUGAUCUCAGACGAUGAUUCCAUUUUUCAGAGCGUUUUGGAAAUGUAAUUUUAACAAUUUCGGGUAUUUUCUCGGCCUCGACCACCUUGUUGGAGACCUAUCAGAUCAUGCGGUUCUUCGAUCUGGCGGUUUUUGAUCAUAUCUCGGAGCAAUUGCUCUUCAACACCGUCAACCUCGACCGUAACUACCUGUAA